AUGGUAAUGAUCAACUACUUAAACCUAGUGCUCAUUGUAGGAGCAGUGGUUCUGACUGCUCGUUCCCUUCCCCUUCGCUAUCCAGAUAACCGUCCCCAAAUGAAGCACAAUCCAGUAUCACUAGAAUAUGGACAGCGAGUUCAUAAGCCACAACCAGAAUCUAAACUGCUGUUUGGUAAAGCACCAGUUCCAGCCAUUCAUCAACAUCCAGAUAUGUUGAAGAAAAAACCUUCACAUUGGAAUCACAUGCCAAGUCCGGCCUCUGCAACUCCUGUGUAUACCAUCGAGCCACCAAAGCAUCCUGUUUAUCCAGGUAAUGAGCCACCACCACCUGCUUGCAAGGCCUCGACUGCGUAUGAUUACCAUUAUGGACACCCUCCGGCAGAUGAAACUGGGAACUAG
Daucus carota subsp. sativus is the source of this 402-nucleotide messenger RNA. Its product is annotated as extensin-like. The record is from RefSeq and is a predicted model, not a curated record. The transcript has a single exon. The coding region runs from base 1 to 402 and encodes 133 amino acids. Lineage: Eukaryota; Viridiplantae; Streptophyta; Magnoliopsida; Apiales; Apiaceae.